Molecule: messenger RNA, 1234 nt
Organism: Parathielavia appendiculata
Lineage: Eukaryota; Fungi; Ascomycota; Sordariomycetes; Sordariales; Chaetomiaceae
Product: ClpP/crotonase
Exons: 2
Coding region: 338-1234 (298 amino acids)
Biological process (GO): fatty acid beta-oxidation
Cellular component (GO): mitochondrion
Molecular function (GO): enoyl-CoA hydratase activity
Source: RefSeq, a predicted model, not a curated record
AUCGGUCCUCUCAAUUGCACUCUCGUGCUAACACCCAAUAUUUUCGGAACAAACGCAGUUUUCCAGUUUACGAGAAGUUCGCUUAUACCGUCAAGCACAUCCAUGUAAAUGGCAACCUGGAAGUGGUGUUUCCGCAUGCAGGGACUAGGCUGAUGCGAAAGCCCGUGACAUUGCUGUUUUAAACCGAGGAUAACCUGCAGCGGGACCUUCCUGGCCGAGCAACCUCAACCCCUUGCGUUGCCUUUACUUUCAAUUCUGCACCAGUUCAAUAUCUUCUCCUUAGAACCAUACUGUGAACCUGUGCCAUCCUGACCCUAGUAUCGACACCAACAUCACGAUGCACGCUGGCGCCGUCCGCGUCAAUGUCCUCCGCGGCCUGCGGCCCAUGGCCUCCCGCUUCCAGCCGAACACUCUUCCACAGGUCGCCCGGAGCUUCUCGGCCUCGGCCCGGCGCAGCUACGAGUACAUCCAAGUGUCGGAGCCCCGGCCGGGCGUCGGUCAGGUAACCCUCAACCGCCCAAAAGCCCUCAACGCACUGUGCACGCCCCUCAUAACCGAACUCAACACAGCCCUCCGCGCCUUCCAAUCCUCCUCCAGCAUCUCAGCCAUCGUCCUAGCUGGCUCGGAGCGCGCCUUCGCGGCCGGCGCCGACAUCAAGGAGAUGGCGCCGCUAACCUUCAGCGAGGCCUACACGACCGCCUUCAUCGAGUCUUGGUCGGAGCUGACCACGUCACUGAAGAAGCCGCUCAUCGCGGCCGUGUCGGGCCACGCGCUCGGCGGCGGCUGCGAGCUUGCGCUCAUGGCCGACAUCCUGUACUGCACCACCACCGCCAACUUUGGGCAGCCCGAGAUCAAGCUCGGCACGAUCCCCGGGGCGGGCGGCAGCCAGCGGCUGACGCGGGCGGUGGGCAAGAGCCGGGCGAUGGAGCUGAUCCUGACGGGGCGGUCGUUCAGCGGCGAGGAGGCGGAGCGGUGGGGGGUCGCUGCGCGCAUGUUCCCCAGCUACGAGGCGCUGAUGGAGGGCGCGCUGGGCACGGCCGAGCUGAUUGCGGCCCACUCCAAGGUGGCGGUGCAGGCGGCCAAGGAGGUUGUCAACAAGAGCCAGGACCUGGCAUUGCGGGACGGGGUCGAGUACGAGAGGAGGGUGUUUCAUGGCUUGUUCGGCAGCCAGGACCAGAAAAUUGGGAUGAAGGCAUUUGCCGAGAAGAAGAAGGCUGAGUGGAGCCACCAGUAG